AUGGCUCCAUCCAAAAUCCUUGGCAUAUUGGCCGUUGCAUGCGGCCUUCAAUCUGUGAGGGCUGCUCCGGCCCUGCCCAUCUCGGGACUGACCUUUGACUAUGUCGUUGUGGGCUCGGGUCCUGGAGGAUUGACGCUGGCCUCGCGACUGACAGAGGAUCCCCGUGUCUCUGUUGCUGUUGUGGAGGCAGGCACCUGGUCCGAGUCCGUGACAGGCAACCAAAGCCAGGUUCCCGCAUAUGACUACUAUUACAAUGGCAAGUCUCCCAAUGACACCAAUCCCUUGGUUGAUUGGGGGUUCGUGACCACACCCCAGGCUGGCAUCAACGAUCAAGUUUCGCACUACACUCGUGGCAAAUCGCUCGGCGGUUGCUCCAACCUGAACUACAUGGGUUACACUCACACCACGGUCGGCGCCCUCCAACAAUGGGCCGACAUCGUGGGAGAUCCCUCCUACGCUUACGAACACUCAUCAUACUACUACCGAAAGAGCAUGAACUUCGGUCUCAAAGAGCGCAGUCUGGUGAAUGCCACGACACUGGAAGCCCCCGGCAGCGUGACCGCCUGGGGUCCGCUGCACGUCUCGUAUGCAUCUUGGGCGCAGAGUUGGAGUACAUGGAUCGCGCGUGCCCUGGAUGCAACGGGGAUUCGAACCACUGAUGCCUUUGUCACCGGGCAGCUCAACGGAUCGUCUUGGUUGACAUCAACCAUCAAUCCCAACAACGGCCACCGAGCGUCUGCCGCAAGAGCUUACCUGGCCCCGGUGACGAAUCGUACAAACUUGAAGGUCUUCGACCUCACCCUUGCGGAACGCAUCAUCUUCGACCAAAAUCGCGUGGCCCGUGGAGUGCAGGUCACCACCGGCAACCAAACCUACACCCUCCAGGCCCGCCGCGAGGUGAUUGUCUCCGGGGGCGCAUUUCAAUCGCCACAACUACUGAUGGUGUCGGGAGUUGGCCCAGCUGAUCUGCUCCGUCAACACAACAUCUCCGUCGUGGCGGACCGACCGGGGACGUCCUCCGCCCUGGCUUACGGGGAUGCGGAGACGCUGGCUGUGGCCGAGUUUAACGCCAAUGGGACCGGCCCCCUGGCCAGCCCCGGCGGCGACUACGCAGCCUACGAGAAGCUCCCCCAGGAUAUACGCGCCUCCUUUGCGCCCGAGACAUUGGCUGAGUUGGCGACUCUGCCUGCAGACUGGCCAGAGAUGCAGUAUCUGACCCUCCCGACGUACGUGGGUGAUUUUCAAUCCGCCUCGGCCGGCGCCCCCUUAGACGGUUACAACUAUGCCACGUUGCUCGCCACGCUGAUUGCCCCCUCGUCGGUGGGCAAUGUGAGCAUCUCCUCGGCCUCAAUGUCGGACUCUCCGAUCAUCAACCCCAACUGGAUGACCACCCAGCGGGACAUCGACCUUGUUAUCGGCGGGUUCAAGCGCCUCCGCCAGAUUCUGCAGUCCUCCGUCCUGACCAAUGUCACCAUCGGCGACGAGUACUACCCAGGCCCACAGGUUCAGACUGAUGAGCAGAUCCACCGCCAGAUCCAGGACAGCUUCAAUACGAUGUAUCAUGUCAGUGCCUCGUGUCGAAUGGGCAAGCCGAGUGAUCCGCUGGCCGUUGUCGACAAUCAUGCGAGAGUCUACGGUGUGCAUGGUCUGCGAGUGGUGGAUGCCUCAGCAUUCCCUUUCCUCCCUCCCGGACUGCCCCAGGCCACUGUCUACAUGCUAGGGGAAAAGAUCGCGGACGAUAUUAAGAAAGGGAACUAG
Aspergillus welwitschiae is the source of this 1758-nucleotide messenger RNA. Its product is annotated as GMC family oxidoreductase. The transcript has 6 exons. Gene Ontology annotation, molecular function: flavin adenine dinucleotide binding; oxidoreductase activity, acting on CH-OH group of donors. Bases 1 to 1758 code for a protein of 585 amino acids. The record is from RefSeq and is a predicted model, not a curated record. NCBI's taxonomy places the organism in Eukaryota, Fungi, Ascomycota, Eurotiomycetes, Eurotiales, Aspergillaceae. Gene Ontology annotation, biological process: secondary metabolite biosynthetic process.